Messenger RNA from Myotis daubentonii (Daubenton's bat), 3612 nucleotides. It is a transcript of the gene C3H3orf38, whose product is annotated as chromosome 3 C3orf38 homolog. Lineage: Eukaryota; Metazoa; Chordata; Mammalia; Chiroptera; Vespertilionidae. The record is from RefSeq and is a predicted model, not a curated record.
UACUUCCAGGCGGCGCUCCUUUCACGCACCUGCACCUACGCAGUCCUCCCAGGCGCUCUUUUGGAGAAGGGACUCCUAAGGCUUUCAGGGCAUCACUUUCCGCAACCAGCUGCCUUAUGGAAGGUCGAUGUUCUCAGUGUAAAUGCGGUGCUUUCCUAAAGUGAGAUUCGAGGGACUCGCUCCGUCCUGGCCAGCCCGGAACGACAAGUUGGAACCCCGCGUUUCCUGAUCGACCUCAUUGGUGGGAUCACUUCCGCCCAAGGGUUUGGAAUACCCGAGGCGCUUUGGCGGUGAACACCCGGAAAGGCACUUCCGAUGCCUGUUGCCAAGGCGCCGGCCCCGUGGGCCUAAAGGAGCGACAUUAUUGGCGUCGUCCUCUCCCCCCCUUCCAGGGGGUCGAGAUGUCGGGGCUCAGCUGGCCAGAGAGAGAGGGCUGUCGUAACCUGCUCGGCCUGCUGGAUACCGACGAGAUCAUGGCCCUGUGCGACACCGUCACCAGCCGCCUGGUGCAGCCUGAAAACCGCCAAGAUGCCAUUCGUGCAAUCUUAGUGUACAGUCAAAGUGUAGAAGAACUUCUGAGGCGUAAAAAAGUCCACCGAGAUGUCAUAUUUAAGUACUUGGCAUCACAGGGGGUUGUUAUACCUCCAGCUACUGAAAAACACAAUCUUAUCCAGCAUGCAAAGGAUCACUGGAAAAAGCAAUUACAUCUGAAAUUGAAGGAAACACCGGAGCCAGUUAACACCUCUCAGAACAUUAGAGACUUUAAACAGGAGAAAGAAGAUAAAACUGAAAAAGUUGAUUUCCGUCGAUUAGGAGAAGCAUUCUGUCGCUGGUUCUUUGAACUUCUUAAUUCUCAGAACCCUUUUUUUGGACCACCUCAAGAUGUAUGGGGGCCACAGCACUUCUGGCAUGAUGUCAAGCUUAGGUUUUACUACAACACAUCUGAACAAAAUGUGACAUACUACCAUGGAGCAGAAAUAGUGAGCCUUCGUCUGCUGUCACUUGUGAAAGAAGAACAUCUUUUUCUCAGUCCCAACCUUGAUUCCCAUGGAUUGAAAUGUGCUUCUUCUCCCCAUGGUUUGGUUAUGGUUGGAGUUGCCGGGACUGUCCACCGAGGAAACUCUUGUUUGGGCAUUUUUGAACAAAUUUUUGGACUCAUCCGCUGCCCUUUUGGGGAGAAUACUUGGAAAAUCAAAUUUGUCAACCUGAGGAUUAUUGGACAGCCUUCCCUUGCUCCUGGAGCAUUAAUGAAACCAGCUAUUACAUUUGAACCGAGUGAUCUAGAGGCCUUUUAUAAUGUAAUUGUUGUAUGUGGUGCCAAUGAAGUACAAAGUAAUGUAAGGCAGACGGAUAGUCGAACUGGAGACCAAGGUUUGUGCAGUGGAAAUGAGGCAUUGUUGAACAAAAGAUAACUGAGUUUAAGUAAUCCUCUAAAGCACUGAGCACUGUAUGUACGGAGACUAUUCCAGAUACUACAUUGAGAUAUUUUAGUUGAAAUAUCUUUUUUGACUACAGACUAUAACAUAUGUGAAUACUUGCCUCUUUCUACCUGAGCUGCUGCAAAUGUUCUAAGGGCUUAAUGCAGUUCAAAUAAAUCCCACUUUAGAUGUUACAAAUGUUGUGCCCUAGAAACCAGGUAAUAUUUUCAUUUUACUGAGUAUAAAUGUUCUGCUAAUGUGUAUACACAUUUCAUGUGGAAAAGGAGUGAUGGUGUUCAAGGCUUCCCAUAAUUUUACAGUAUUUAAAAAAUAUGCACUUUAAAAAAAUUGCAUAUUUUAGAGAUGUCUAAUGUAAAAUCAAACUUCUUAUUCUAGAAAACAUCAGUGACGUUCAUAUGCAAAAAGUUUAAUAUAGCAGGCAAAGAAAAAUUUACUUUGCCUUUUUAAAAUCUGAGGAACCUAUUUCAAAGUUAUCUACUGUAGUCCAACUUAGAUAUCUUAGAACCUGCAACAUUUUCUGAACUAUUUUGGGCAAUGUUAAGUGCUGUUCUCAAAUCAGACUUUAUUAUCUAAGCUCUAACAGUUUUAUGGGGCAUUUAUUGUAACACCAUAUAAAGGAAACAUACUGUAGAAAUUUUUGAAAGGUGUGCCCAGUUUCUAACUUUUGAUUGAAUUACUGUUUUUCCUCUUGCUUGAUCUUGGUUGAGGCGACCAAAAAAUAAAAAUAAAAUUAUAAUGUAAGCAUAUACUCCCUCAUCAUAAAUUAAAAUUAUUAGGAUUUUUUUCACCUGUAACUUGUUUUACUAGGAUUGAGUUAUGCAGGUUAAGUUGCCAAAUUAAUUACAUAGUUGCUUUAAAAUUUAAAUUUCUCAUCACCCAGCGGCUACUUGCUGAUACUGGAUUUAGUUUGUAAUUUUAAUUUUCAAAUGGAAAAAAAUUCAACUGGGAAAUGCUGUGAUGUUGUGUUGUAAAUGUUAACUUUUUACCUUUAACUCUGCUCAUGAUCAUCUGGGUGACUGAAAAUAAUUUUGGAAGCAGGAGGAAAGAACUCUUUUUUGUUUUUUUAAUGCCAUCCCUCUUAUGAGGAGUACAGAUUGAUACGUCCUAAAAUAAAAACUUAAAAAAGGAGGGAAAACUCUUUUGUCUGUUAUUAGAACAGUGUAUUAUUUAGAUUUAAAGCCAAUUUUAUUUUUCUCUAAGUUGGAAGUAUUAUAACAUGUAAUCGAUAAAUAUCCUAAGUAAAGGAUAAAUUAAAAACUAUUCCCAUCAUUUUCUUUGUGCUAUUGAUGUCAAGUACUGCAAAAAAUAUAACUAUAGAUGCUUAAGAUAGAGAGAAACUGCCUCUAAUACUGAAUUUUUGAAUUUGUGUAAUGCUCCAGAAAAACUGCAGUCUCUGCAUGUUUGUUUUAAUCACCUUUAAAAAUUCAAAAAUCUUCCUGAUAGACUAAAUCUCUUGAAGAUUGGAGUUAUAUUUCCUGUGACUCGCAGCUGGGCACAUCCAUAGGACCUAAUGUUGAACGGAAUGGGUGAAAGGGUGACCAAAAGAAGCUUCUGUGUCUAGACUUUCAUCUUUGGUGAUUCUUAUCAGUGGUAGCUUUUUGAUCAUAUAGUCUGUUUGAGUUGUAUAUGUGGAUACACGGAAACUCUUAGGCCCCAAACUAACUCAGUUUUGGGAAUAUUUUAACUUUCAUUUAAAUUUUGAUGAAUUUCAGAAGCCCCAGAUCAGAGUGGGAUAUACUAAGAGGGCUCUAAAACUACCAGAAACUGUUAUAGGGGACGUGGAUACUUCCCAGUUUGGAGGAGGAAGACUGGGAGAAACUGAAAUUUGUUCAGUAAGCUUAAAACUUGGUCAGGCCUCUAAGAAGGUUCAGAAGCACAGUGCAGAUUAAAUGCUCCUUUUAUACCACCCAAUGACCUGUUUAUGUUAGCGAAUGACACAGACCCCCAACCCAGCUGGUGUCUCUUGCUUUAUUACAUUUCACUGUUAUUUGGAAAGUCUGUGGAGACAAGUGGUAAAGAAUAAAAUAUUCUGCACAUAAUUUAUAGUAACUGAGUGGUCAAACCAUGGGACCUUAUGGGUUUUAUUUACUGUAGGCUGACUUGCUGAAACUUAAUAAUGGUAUACAUCAACUAUUCUUUUUUUGUGAAAAUAAAAAAAAUCUUAAAGUACUAA